Molecule: messenger RNA, 2026 nt
Organism: Uloborus diversus
Lineage: Eukaryota; Metazoa; Arthropoda; Arachnida; Araneae; Uloboridae
Product: heat shock protein 60A-like
Biological process (GO): protein import into mitochondrial intermembrane space; mitochondrial unfolded protein response; apoptotic mitochondrial changes
Cellular component (GO): mitochondrial inner membrane; mitochondrial matrix
Molecular function (GO): ATP-dependent protein folding chaperone; ATP binding; protein-folding chaperone binding
Source: RefSeq, a predicted model, not a curated record
GAAAGAGCACAUGUUUUCCAGACGCCCUUGAUCUCGUGUAUCUAACCGGCGAACUUACCGGCUUGAUUGUUGUGUAAAGAGAUAUAUAUUUCCUUAACUUUUUAUAAAGUUUCUAUUUUUUAAGCAAGAUGCACAAUCUCCACUCUGUUUUGCGACCCUUGUUGUCUCGUCACUUUGCUUUAGGAUUACGAAGGAAUUUCGCCAAAGAUGUUAAAUUUGGACCAGAUGUUAGGGCUCUUAUGUUGCAAGGUGUGGAUGUGCUUGCCGAUUCUGUUGCUGUUACAAUGGGACCUAAAGGCCGCAAUGUUAUUAUUGAACAAUCUUGGGGCUCUCCAAAGAUAACAAAAGAUGGUGUCACAGUUGCAAAAGCAAUUGAACUUAAAGACAAAUUUCAAAAUAUUGGAGCAAAACUAGUGCAAGAUGUUGCUAACAAUACCAAUGAAGAAGCAGGUGAUGGUACCACAACAGCUACUGUAUUAGCUCGGUCAAUUGCCAAAGAAGGUUUUGAAAAAAUUAGUAAAGGAGCAAAUCCAAUUGAAUUUAGAAAAGGUGUCAUGUUGGCAGUUGAAAAAGUAGUUGAUGAAUUAAAAAAACAAUCGAAAAAUGUUACAACUCCGGAAGAAAUUGCACAGGUGGCUACAAUAUCUGCUAAUGGAGAUAAAACAAUUGGCGAUUUGAUCUCAAGUGCAAUGAAGAAAGUUGGCAAUGAUGGUGUAAUUACUGUAAAAGAUGGAAAAACUCUUAAUGAUGAACUGGAAGUUAUUGAGGGAAUGAAAUUUGAUCGUGGUUAUAUAUCUCCAUACUUCAUCAACACUGCCAAAGGUGCAAAAAUUGAGUACCAAGAUGCUUUAGUGUUAUUCAGCGAGAAGAAAAUAUCUAAUGUUCAGUCUAUUAUACCUGCCCUUGAAUUAGCCAAUUCAAAGCGAAAACCUCUGAUAAUUAUUGCUGAAGAUGUUGAUGGAGAAGCUUUAAGCACUAUGGUGUUAAAUAGGUUGAAAGUUGGCUUGCAAGUAGCUGCUGUAAAAGCUCCAGGAUUUGGAGACAAUAGGAAAAGUACCUUGCAUGAUAUGGCUAUUUCUACUGGUGGCAUUGUGUUUGGAGAUGAUGCAGAUUUGGUAAAAUUGGAAGACGUUCAACCUACUGAUCUUGGAGAAGUAUCGGAAGUUGUUAUAACAAAAGAUGACACUCUUUUAUUAAAAGGUAAAGGAAAUAAGCAAGAUAUUGAUAGAAGAGUAUCCCAAAUAAAAGACGAAAUUGAACAAACUACAUCUUCAUAUGAAAAAGAGAAACUGCAAGAAAGGCUUGCUAGGUUAUCAAAUGGAGUAGCACUUUUAAAGGUUGGAGGUUCCAGUGAAGUGGAAGUAAAUGAAAAGAAAGAUAGGGUGAAUGAUGCUUUAAAUGCAACUCGUGCUGCUGUUGAGGAAGGUAUAGUUGCAGGAGGUGGUACUGCUCUUUUAAGAUGCCUACCAGCUUUAGAUGAUUUAAAAUAUGAAAAUGAAGAUCAAAAAAUAGGUAUUGACAUUGUAAGAAGGUCAUUGAAAAUGCCCUGCACCCAAAUAGCAAUGAAUGCUGGAGUAGACGCUGCUGUUGUUACGCAGAAAGUUUUAGACAACAAAGGAGACUUUGGAUAUGAUGCCAUGAAGGGUGAAUAUGUAAAUAUGAUUGAAUCUGGUAUCAUUGAUCCAACCAAGGUUGUAAGAACUGCUCUUAUGGAUGCUGCUGGUGUUGCAUCGUUACUAACUACAGCAGAAUGUGUCAUUGUAGAGAUACCAAAAGAAGAAAAAAUGCCCAUGGGAGGAGGCAUGGGUGGUAUGGGAGGAAUGGGUGGCAUGGGAGGUUAUGACAUGUAAAACUAAACUUUUGUAGUGUUUGUGAAAGUUCAGUGAAGUCUGGGACUUAAAAAAAAAGAGUGCAAGCGGCAAAGGCAAAAUGCAUUUUAAAUCAUGCCAUUCCGUCAUUGUUCUAUCAGUCAUAUUUUGUCAAUUCAUUUGUAGAAUCAUGUAUUAUAAUAAAUAGUUUUUUUAUG